AGGCUGGGGGCCUCGUCCUGCCUUCGGCGGUGCCAUGAGUUCCUUCCAGGGGCAGAUGGCCGAGUAUCCCACCAUCUCCAUAGACCGCUUCGACAGGGAGAACCUGAGAGCCCGAGCCUACUUCUUGUCCCACUGCCACAAGGAUCACAUGAAAGGAUUAAGGGCCCCUACCUUGAAAAGAAGAUUGGAAUGCAGCUUGAAGGUUUUCCUGUAUUGUUCUCCUGUUACUAAGGAGUUGCUGUUAACUAGCCCGAGAUACAGAUUUUGGGAGAAACGAAUAGUAUCAAUUGAAAUUGAAACUCCUACCCAGUUAUCUUUGGUGGAUGAAGCCACAGGCAAGAAGGAGGAGAUUGUUGUCACUCUCUUACCUGCAGGUCACUGCCCAGGAUCAGUUAUGUUUUUGUUCCAGGGCAACAAUGGAACUGUCCUGUAUACAGGAGAUUUCAGACUGGCCAAAGGAGAAGCUUCCAGAAUGGAGCUUCUGCACUCUGGGGGCAGGGUGAAAGAUAUCCAGAGCGUUUAUUUAGAUACUACUUUCUGUGACCCAAGGUUUUAUCAAAUCCCAAGCCGAGAGGAGUGCUUAAAUGGAAUCUUAGAGCUGGUUCGGGGCUGGAUCUCUAGGAGCCCGAACCACGUGGCGUGGCUGAACUGCAAGGCGGCCUAUGGCUAUGAGUAUCUAUUCACCAACCUUGGCGAAGAGCUUGGAGUCCAGGUGCACGUGGACAAGCUGGACAUGUUUAGAAAUAUGCCUGACAUCCUUCACCAUCUCACGACAGAUCGCAGCACCCAGGUCCAUGCGUGUCGCCAUCCCAAGUCAGAGGAGUAUUUUCAUGGGAGUAAAUUACCCUGUGGCAUGCUUUCCAAAACUAAAGUUCCACUGCACACAAUCAGUAUUAAGCCAUCCACCAUGUGGUUUGGAGAAAGAACCAGGAAAACAAACGUCAUCGUGAGGACUGGAGAGAGUUCCUACAGAGCCUGCUUCUCCUUUCACUCCUCCUUCAGCGAGAUUAAAGAUUUCUUGAGCUACAUCCGCCCUGUGAACGCAUACCCAAAUGUCAUUCCUGUCGGCAUAACCCUGGAUAAAGUUAGAGAAAUCUUAAAGCCUUUUUGUCGGUCUUCCCAAAGCACUGAACAAAAGUAUAAACCACUUGGAAAACUGAAGAGAGCUAGAACCAUCUACCUAGACUCAGAGGAGGAGGAUGACCUCUUUGACCCCCUGCCAGUACCUUUAAGGCGCAAGGCUGCAUACCCACUAACUCUUCACCCCGAGGCAUCUCCAGUGACUGCACUAUCACAAAACCAGCCAGAAAAACAGACGCAAAGCAUAGGAUGCUGCAAUGCAGAGAGGACUGAAAGCUCUUCUUUGGCCAACUUUAUAGACUGUGAAGAGUCCAACAGUGAAAGUGAAGAAGAACCAGAAACCCUGCCCUCACUACCGAGGGCUCUGGGCUCGGAAGCACUUGCCCAGCCAAGCGCCCACGUGGAUGUCCCGCAGUGGGAGGCGUUCUUCAGAAGAAGCCAUGACAUCACAGAGGAGGGCUUGGGAAUGUUCCCUUCCUCCACAGAGACGGGGGGUUCUCAGUCACCCAAGCUUUUCAGCGACUCCGAUGGAGAAUCAACCCAUGGGUCCUCCCAGAAUUCUUCUCAGUCAACACAUAUCACAGAUGGAAGUCAAGGCUGGGACAGCCAGUCAGAUACUGUUUUGUUAUCGUCCCAAGACAAACACAUGGGGGAUUUUACCUCUUUGAACCAAGGUGUCAAGAGAGCAAAAACCAAAGAGAAUAUUGCCACCUCACAGGUGGAACAAAAUAUACUUUGCCCAAAGGACAUUCACUCUCAUGUGAAAAGCAGAGAGCAAGAAGCAAGCAUGGUUCCUAGUGUGGCAGAACCAACUCCUGUGAGCGAUGAGGAACCUGAGGAACAAAGGUUGCUGAGUCUUGGCCCACGUGCGGAUUCACAGAGUUCCUCUGACUUUGAAAUCCCGCCCACUCCAGAAGCUGAGUUACCAAGACAAGAGCACUUACACUAUUUAUAUGAGAAACUAGCAACGGGUCAGAGUAUAGUAUUGACAAAAGAAAAUGCUCACUCUUAGACGUUUAAGAAUUAAAACUCUUUAUCCUACAAUCACAAAUAUUUGCAUAAAAUGGUAA
Messenger RNA from Perognathus longimembris pacificus (Pacific pocket mouse), 2150 nucleotides. It is a transcript of the gene Dclre1c, whose product is annotated as DNA cross-link repair 1C. Gene Ontology annotation, biological process: interstrand cross-link repair; double-strand break repair via nonhomologous end joining; protection from non-homologous end joining at telomere. The record is from RefSeq and is a predicted model, not a curated record. NCBI's taxonomy places the organism in Eukaryota, Metazoa, Chordata, Mammalia, Rodentia, Heteromyidae. Gene Ontology annotation, molecular function: 5'-3' DNA exonuclease activity; damaged DNA binding.